Messenger RNA from Setaria italica (foxtail millet), 1531 nucleotides. Its product is annotated as probable indole-3-pyruvate monooxygenase YUCCA10. NCBI's taxonomy places the organism in Eukaryota, Viridiplantae, Streptophyta, Magnoliopsida, Poales, Poaceae. The coding region runs from base 135 to 1337 and encodes 400 amino acids. The transcript has 4 exons. Gene Ontology annotation, molecular function: flavin adenine dinucleotide binding; NADP binding; N,N-dimethylaniline monooxygenase activity. The record is from RefSeq and is a predicted model, not a curated record.
UUUUGUGCGACUCCUAGUCCUCCGUCGAGUGUUGUGCGUAGGUACGCUUCCGCUCGCGUCGCGCCAACCUAAAAGGACCAGCUAGCAGCUCCAUACGGCACAGAUGCCCAGCACGGAACAAGAACACCACAGUGAUGGCGACAGGAGGAGGAGGAGGCGUCGUCGCUCCGCCGCCGGAGGUGAUCGUCGUCGGGGCGGGGCCGUCGGGGCUCGCGGUCUCGGCGUGCCUCUCCCUCCGCGGGGUGCCCAGCCUCGUCCUCGAGCGCGACGACUGCGUGGGCUCCCUGUGGCGGAAGCGCGCCUACGACCGCCUCACCCUCCACCUCCCCAAGCAGGCCAGCGCGCUGCCGCACGCGCCGCACGCCGACGAGGCCCCCACCUACCUGCCCCGCGACGACUUCGUCCGCUACCUCGACGGCUACGCCGGCCGCUUCGGCGUCCGCGCGCGCCUCCGACGGGAGGUCCGCGCCGCGCGCUUCGACGCCGCGCGCCGGCGCUGGGACGUCGAGGCGCUCGACCACGGCACCGGGGAGCUCGAGCGCCACGCCGCGAGGUUCCUCGUCGUCGCCACGGGGUCCUACGACGAGAAGUUCGUGCCGAAGGUGCCCGGCCUGGAGGGGUUCCCCGGGAAGGUGAUGCACGCCAGCGAGUACAGGUCGGGGAAGGGGAUGGAGGGGAAGAGCGUCCUCGUCGUCGGAUGCGGCAACUCCGGCAUGGAGAUCGCGCUCGACCUCGCUGAAAACGGCGCUAUCACCUCCAUCGUCGUGCGCAGCGAGGUCCACAUCCUGACGAAGCAGAUACUGAACCUGGGGGUGAAGCUGGGCUUUUACCUGCCGAUCUGGAUGAUCGACAUGCUGGCGCUGUUCCUGUGCUACCUCGUGUUCGGGGACACGUCCAAGCACGGGAUCAAGAGGCCCGCCGUCGGGCCCUUCACCAUGAAUAGGCAGACCGCCGCCCUCCCCGUCAUCGACGUCGGCACCUACAAGAAGAUCAAGAGCGGCGAGAUUCAGGUUAUACCGACAGGCAUGACGAGCGUGCAAGGGAACGUCGUCGAGUUCGCCGACGGGAGGCGGCAUCCUUUCGACGCCAUCGUCUUCGCCACCGGCUACCGGAGCGGCAUAAAGCGGUGGCUCCAGGACGGCAGCAGCGAGCUGGUCGGCAACGACGGGAUCCUGAAGCAGCGCAGCCCCAAGGCGGGGAACGGGCUCUACUACGCGGGGCUCUCCGGGAGAGGCAUCUUUGGCAGCGGCACGGACGCCGAGUUCAUCGCCGACGACAUCAGCAAGCAGCUGCAGCCCGUGCACGAGCACGAAGCCCAUGGCAAGCCAGAGCACUAGCUAAUGUGAGUCUGCAGACAGAGAUCAACAAGAGUCUAGGUCUAGCUGUCCUUGGGGCUUAGCUUGCCUGCAAAACGGAAAUAGAAACUAGCAACCCCUUGUAGCCGUGCGGGUAGCUUGCUUCAAUUCUGAUGGUUGCGCUUGCAUUGCAUGAGUGAAUUGAAUAGAUUUAUAAAACGUUCUUGAUUUGAUUG